AUGAAGGACACGACGCCGGCUGACCCCGAGGGCUGCAAGCGAUGGGCCCCGGCAACCAACGCCGUGCUCGUUGCCUUCCUGCUGAUCGUGCCGCCCAUCUUCCUUCUACUUGGCGGCCGCAACGGCGAGAGGCCAUCGGUCUGGAUCAAGACGGCCGUGUCCGGCUUACGGCGAGUCCCUGUUCGCAGCAAGUCUUGGUCACAACCUUUUUUAGGGCUUUGUAAACUUAAAAGCUAUGUAUCUGUGCAAUUGCUGCAGAACAAGACAUGCCGUGGCCGAAGACGUCUUUCGAAAAUUCAUGUCACAACUUUGAUCAACAUCGUGUUCGGUAGAGUAAGCGAAUCCGCUUGUUUGAUUGAGUACCAUCCGCCCCGACUGAAAAACAAUACUUCUGCAGGUCCUGACGAAGUACCCUUAGUGAACCGGAGUGCAGCAGCACACGUUGACAAGCUUCUUGGCGGACUCUUGGUGGAAGGCUUGGAUCAAGAAUCCUGCCACAGCCGGUACCAGUCCGCCGUGUACCGUCGGAACGCCGGCAGGCAACCUUCGCAGCACCUGCUCACAAAACUGCGGAGCCACGAAGCCCUUCAAAGGCGGUGCGGCCCGGGCACUGCCGCCUACACCAACGCCCUGGAGCAGCUCAAGUCCGGCAAGAGCGUCGCGUCACCGGAGUGCAGGUACCUGGUCUCCAUCUCGUACCGCGGCCUCGGCAACCGGAUCAUCGCCGCGGCGUCGUCAUUCCUCUACGCGGCGCUCACCGGCCGCGUCUUCCUCGUCGACCCCAGCAACGGGAUGGCCGAGCUGUUCUGCGAGCCCUUCCCCAACACGUCGUGGCUGCUGCCUCCGGGCUUCCCGCUCGUGAGCUAUCAGGGCUUCUACCUCUCCACGCCGGAGCGGUACGGGAAAAUGCGGGAGAACGGUAUGCUCAGAACCGGCGAGGUAAACGGGUCCGCCGCCGCAGAGCUGCCGGCGUUCGCCUACAUCCACCUCGACCACAACCAGACGGACCACGACAAGCUCUUCUUCUGCGACGACGACCAGCGGCUCAUGUCCAGCAUCCAGUGGCUGGUGAUGAGGACGGACGGGUACAUCGCGCCGGGCCUUUUCCUCGUGAGGGCGUUUCAGGAGGAGCUGGACGGUCUCUUCCCGGAGCGCGACGCCGUGUUCCACCACCUCGGCCGGUACCUGUUCCAUCCGACCAACCGCGUCUGGGGCCUCAUCACGCGCUACCACGACGCGCACCUCGCGCGGGCACGGCGCGUGGUCGGCGUCCAGGUGCGCGUCUUCCCGUGGCAGGAUGGGUCGCCGGAGCUCCUGGAGCAGAUCAAGACGUGCACGCAGAAGAAGAAGCUGCUCCCGGCGGUGCUGGAGGAGGAAGACGACGGGCCGGCGGUUACGACGACGCCCGGCCGCGCCAAACCCACCGCUGUUCUGAUCACCUCCCUCAAGGCUUGGUACUACGACAAGAUCAAAGCGGUGUACUGGGAGCGCGCGACGGCGAACGGCGAGGUGGUGGUCGUGGACCAGCCGAGCCACGAGGAGAUCCAGCGAUACCAUGUGAAGUCGCACGAACGCAAGGCCUGGGCGGAGGUGUACCUGCUGAGCACGGCGGAUACGUUGGUGACCACCGCCGAGUCGACGUUCGGGUACGUGGCGCAGGGGCUCGGCGGAAUGAGGCCGUGGGUGCUGAGGAUGGGGAUGAUCAACACCACGGUGAGCUGGCCGUGCAGCAGGGACAUGUCCAUGGAGCCGUGCUACCAUGUCGCGCCGGUGUACGACUGCAAGCGACGCCGAGAUGCCGGCAAGAUCGUGCCGCAUGUGCGCCACUGCGAGGAUUGGCCAACGGGGUUGAAGCUAGUUGAUCCAAAGGAUUAGUGAAAAAGGAGUACAAUAAGACCAUUACCGAAUUAUCAACAAUUGCUGGAGCAUCUAAUUCGAAGUGUAUAGCGUUAUUUCCAGUUAAGUUUUUUUUUACCUGUUAGUGCUAAGUUAUAUUUUUCUAACUUGGAUAGAGCUUUAUUAGUUAGCACUGAUCCAAAGGUUCAGAUAACACUAGUGAAAUACUCCAUACGUCCGAAAAUAAU
Hordeum vulgare subsp. vulgare (domesticated barley) is the source of this 2084-nucleotide messenger RNA. Its product is annotated as fucosyltransferase 2-like. The record is from RefSeq and is a predicted model, not a curated record. The transcript has 4 exons. Gene Ontology annotation, molecular function: galactoside 2-alpha-L-fucosyltransferase activity. Lineage: Eukaryota; Viridiplantae; Streptophyta; Magnoliopsida; Poales; Poaceae. Gene Ontology annotation, biological process: xyloglucan biosynthetic process; cell wall biogenesis. The coding region runs from base 1 to 1875 and encodes 624 amino acids. Gene Ontology annotation, cellular component: Golgi apparatus; membrane.